AUGCCCCGCGUCCCCCUCGUCGGUCGCCUGACGUCCCACGAAUACGUCGCCACUCUCUUCGGCUUCCUGCUCGUCACCCUCGAGGGCGUCCUCCAUGUUAUCAUCUUCUUCCUCCCAAAGCCCGUCAUCCGCUGGUUCUACAACCGCUCCCGCUUCCUCUUCCACCGCUUCGUCGGCGCGCCCGCCCCCCGCUCAGACACCCGCCGCUUCGCAGACCAUGUCCGUAAGGCCGAGGACUUUGAGGAGCUCUGCAAGCUGUUUGGCUAUGUCCACGAGGAGCACCUCGUCCUCACGACCGAUGGCUACCUCCUCGGCAUCCAUCGCCUUCCCGCGAAGAGAGGCGAGCCAGGCCCUCCACCCGGCACGUCCACCGGAAAGCCCGUCGUCUACCUCCAUCAUGGUCUCCUCAUGAACAGCGAGGUCUGGCUCUGCUUGACCUCCGAGGACCGCGUCCUCCCCUUCGUCCUCGUCGAGCAGGGUUUCGACGUCUGGCUCGGCAACAACCGCGGCAACAAGUAUUCAAAGAAGUCCAUUCACCACAACCCCAACUCCAAUAAGUUCUGGGACUUCAGCAUCGACGACUUUGCCUGGCACGACAUCCCCGACUCCAUCGAGUACAUCCUUCAGACCACCCGCGCCCGUAGCCUCAGCUAUGUCGGCUUCAGCCAGGGCAGCGCACAAGCCUUCGGCGCGCUCAGCAUCCACCCGCAACUCAACAACAAGAUCAACGUCUUCAUUGCCCUCGCUCCUGCCAUGAGCCCUGCUGGCCUGGCCGCCCCUCUCGUGGACGGCCUGAUGAAAGCAUCCCCGGCCCUUCUUUUCCUUAUUUUCGGCCGCAAAGCGAUUCUCUCCUCAGCGGUCAUGUGGCAGAGCAUCCUGUAUCCGCCCAUCUUCUCCCGCCUAAUCGACGCGUCUCUCACGUUCCUCUUCAACUGGCGCUCGCUGAACAUCACCUCGACUCAGAAGCUCGCCGCGUACGCGCACCUGUACUCGUUCGCGUCCACCAAGUCCGUCGUGCACUGGUUCCAGAUCAUGCGCAACGCGCGCUUCCUCAUGUACGAUGACGACGUGUACGCGCCCGCGUUCAGGGCGAAAGCCUCCAUCACCGGCUACCGGCCUGCGAAGUUCCCCACGAGGAACAUCGCGACGCCCAUCGUGCUCAUGUAUGGCGAUCAGGAUAGCCUCGUGGACAUCGACAAGAUGUGCGGAGAGCUGCCGCGCAACGGGGUCGACGUGAGGCAACUGCGCGGAUAUGAACAUCUGGACAUCUUGUGGGGUGACAACGUGCACGUCGACGUCAUUCCACAGGUGCUCGAGGUGCUGAAGAAGCAUUGCGAGACGCCGGAGAAGGUGGGCUCGCUGAAGGAGGGCGUCAACGGGAAUGGACGGCUGAAAGUUUGGCUGGGCGAGAGCGGGGUGUACAGACCAGAGACGACGUCGGGGUACGCGACGUCGACGGACGUGUAAACUGCGGACGGCUAUUAUACCCCCAUCUUGUAUCGCACCUAGCCUCCUACCGUUGUCGUGUCGCGCAACUACAUCAAGUGAUGUCGUGUCACGACUGUCACGUCACGAGCC
Messenger RNA from Heterobasidion irregulare TC 32-1, 1578 nucleotides. Its product is annotated as triglyceride lipase-cholesterol esterase. NCBI's taxonomy places the organism in Eukaryota, Fungi, Basidiomycota, Agaricomycetes, Russulales, Bondarzewiaceae. Bases 1 to 1467 code for a protein of 488 amino acids. The transcript is spliced from 2 exons. The record is from RefSeq and is a predicted model, not a curated record. Gene Ontology annotation, biological process: lipid metabolic process.